Solanum verrucosum is the source of this 2205-nucleotide messenger RNA. Its product is annotated as disease resistance protein Roq1-like. The record is from RefSeq and is a predicted model, not a curated record. The coding region runs from base 243 to 1967 and encodes 574 amino acids. Gene Ontology annotation, biological process: defense response. Gene Ontology annotation, molecular function: ADP binding. The transcript has 7 exons. NCBI's taxonomy places the organism in Eukaryota, Viridiplantae, Streptophyta, Magnoliopsida, Solanales, Solanaceae.
AAAAGUGGAAAUAUGAUGCCUUUUUGAGUUUCAGAGGAGAAGACACCCGCAAUAACUUUGUUGCCCAUCUUUUUAAACGUCUCCAAGACAUAGGAAUCAAUGUAUUCAAAGAUGAUGUAAAACUUGAAAGAGGAAAGAUCAUUUCAACAGAACUCUCGAAAGCCAUUGAGGAAUCAAGAACUGCCAUUAUUAUCUUCUCCAAGGACUAUGCUUCAUCCACCUGGUGCUUGGAGGAACUCAAAAUGAUCAUGGAGUGUGUUGACAAGAAGGAACAGAAAGCAUAUCCUGUCUUCUAUAACGUCGAACCAUCAGAUAUACGCAUGAAAACUGAGAGCAGCAGCUUUGCUAAAGCGUUGGAAAAACACAGGGAAGAUUUCAAGGCUAAUUUUGAGAAGUUGGCAAGUAAACACGAGGCCGAUAUUGCUCUCCGGAAAAAAGAUGAGACAAAUCACAAGGAUAAUUUGGAGAAGGUGCAGAGGUGGAAGGACGCUCUACAUAGAGCUGCUGGAAUAGCAGGACUGGAUGUUCGUAAAACUGCUAAUGGGAAUGAAGCAGAAUCUAUUGAGAAGAUUAUAAAUGAUAACUUCCAAAAUAUGCACCACACCGUUUCAGCAACUGAAAAAUAUCUAGUGGGAAUGGAAUCUCGUAUGGGUGAAGUAGAAUCAUUAUUGAAGUUUCCAUCAGGUGAUGUUUUCUUUAUUGGAAUAUGGGGGAUCGGAGGCGUUGGGAAGACAACUGUUGCAAGAAAAUAUUUUGACAAGGUUUCUCAUCAAUUCCAAGGGUCUUGUUUUCUUGCAAAUGUUAGAGAAGAAUCAAAGAAGCAUGGGCUGAUGUACUUGCAAAAGACGCUUCUUUCAAGACUCUUAAAAGAAAAAUCAAUGAAUAUGGCAAGUUUUUAUGAAGGAGCCGACAUGAUAAAAAGAAGGCUUUGCCACUGGAAAGUUUUGAUUGUUUUUGAUGAUGUCGAUGAUGAAGACCAAUUGGAAUAUUUAGUUGGAAAUCAAGACUGGUUGGGUGGUGGCAGUAUAGUCAUUACAACAACUAGAAACCAAGAUUUGCUACGUAGACAUGACCAGUUAUAUUCUGUUCCUGAAUUGGCUAAACAUGAGGCUAUUGAAGUUUUUAGUUGGCACUCUUUUCAGAAACCGACUCCUGAUAAAGAGUUUUUGAAACUCUCCAAAUCUGUAGUAGAUUAUGCUAAAGGCUUACCUUUAGCUCUUAAGGUCUUGGGUUCUUUUCUCUACAAACGAGGUGUAACUGAGUGGAGAAGUGCAAUAGAUAGACUAAGAGAUACUGGAUAUGAAAAAAUUGUUAAGCAGCUCAGUUUAAGUCUAGACGGAUUGAACCAUGAGGAGAAGAAUGUAUUUCUUGAUAUUGCAUGCUUCUUUAGAGGAAGAAAGAAAGAUGAUGUGAUAACAAUACUGAACAGUUUUGGCUUCCGAUCAGAGAUUGGAAUUGAUGUCCUCAUCCAAAAAUCACUUUUAUAUAUUUCAGAAGGAAAUGUUGAGAUGCAUGAUUUGAUAGAACAAAUGGGUCAGCAAGUGGCACGUAAUGUGGACCAUGACAAGCCAUGGAAGCACAGUAGACUGUGGCAUGAACAAGAUAUAAAAACUGUUUUUUCUGCAGAUCAGAGGACAGAAUCUAUUAAAGGCAUAAUGGUACCAAUUGGCUCAGACCAACAUAUAUGCAAGUGGAGCAAAGCUUUCAGAAACAUGCCUUGUCUUAGGUUACUCAUUGUCAAAGGGGAGGAGGUCUGGCAUCAUGACCUUAUUUGUGACCCUAUUGAGUGUCUCCCCAGUAACUUGAAAUGGCUUGAUUGGUCAUACUACAGUUUUGAAUCUUUACCAGCAUAUUAUGAACCAGGAAACCUUGUUGGGCUCCACAUGACUUUUAGUUCUCUUGUUGAAGUUGUCAAGGAGCCGAAGGCAUUUGAUAAGUUGACAGUCCUCAAUUUUAAGUUUUUCUAGAAAUUUAAUCCGAACGCCCAAUUUUUCCGAGAUUCCAAACCUGCAGAGGAUUAUACUGAAAAGUUGUGUAAGUUUGGUAGAAAUUCAUCCAUCCAUUGGCCAGCUCAGAAAGGUUAUCUUUUUGAAUAUGGAAAACUGCAAAAAUCUCAAAUCUUUACCAAGCAGUAUUCAAAUGGAAUCUCUUGAAAUCUUCAAUCUCUCAGGUUGUGAGAAGUUAGAAAAUUUUCCAGAAAUUCAG